Eupeodes corollae is the source of this 767-nucleotide messenger RNA. RefSeq names its product protein Vago (gene Vago). Lineage: Eukaryota; Metazoa; Arthropoda; Insecta; Diptera; Syrphidae. The record is from RefSeq and is a predicted model, not a curated record. The transcript has 3 exons. The coding region runs from base 133 to 621 and encodes 162 amino acids.
UAAUUUUGUAUUAAUUAAUUGAUACUCCAGCUCAUGACUCAAACUCACACUCAGUCUGAUUUAAUACUUAGAAUAGUGAGAACUUGAACCUUGUCGGGUAUUGAAAUUGUGUGCUUUAAAUCAUCAUAAAAGAUGAGUCGAAAAUACGGAAAUCUUAACUUUUGGCAAGUUUGUCUGUUUUUGUCAGUGACAGUGAUUGGAUAUUGUACGGUUCUAGCAUCACCUUUGCAGAAUCAAAAUUUAUACGAAGAGCUUAAAUGUAGGGAUGAAAUAACAAAUCGUGCUUUGUAUGUUGGGGAAGUGUUCUAUCGGCGUGGACAAUGCAUACGGGUCCAGUGCUUGGGAAAUCUCAAAGUAUGGGAAGACAGAUGUCAAGUACCAAGAUUGGAAGGAAAUUGCACAGUCAUUCCACCAGCAAAUGAAUUUCUCGAUUAUCCAAAGUGUUGUCCUUUAUAUUCGUGCACAAAGUUCCUAAGAGAUGACAGUGGAAACAUGGAGGAAACACAAACUUAUGAUCAUUACGGGAACAGGAAGAGCACUUAUAUUACCCAAGUUUUUACCCGACGAAUGGAAAAUGGAAAUCCUGCAGGUGGCCCCAUAAGAACUAAAUUUAAAUUAUAAUAAUUUAAGCUCCCUUAAAUAAGCUGAAUUUGGGAGAUUUCGAUUUAGUUUUUAAGGUAUAAUACUUUGUAGCAUUUAGAUUUUAAUUCAUUAUUGGAAGAAAUUAAAGGUGCAUUAUUUUAAAAAAUCUUUUAUUCGAAUAAUAU